AUGUCACCCAGUCCGCAAAUAACCAUGCACCAUGUGGUUGAGCUGGAUAGCAAGGCAAAACUUGUCAUGCCUUGGGUUUUUUGUCUGCUGUGGAUCACCUGGGUGGUCUCUCAUUGGGUGUACAACCUGUUCUUCCAUCCUCUCCGCAAGAUCCCUGGCCCGAGGUUAGCAGCCAUGUCAUCGAGCUAUGAGUUCUACUAUGAUGUUUUGAAGAACGGCCUCUAUCUCAAGAAGAUCAAAGAGUUGCAUGAGACCUACGGCCCCAUCAUCCGCAUCAACCCGCGUGAGGUUCACAUCGCUGAUCCAAGCUACUAUCAGCAAAUCUACACCAGCGGCACCCGCAAGGUUGAGAAGGACCCUUCCACCGUGGCAGGCUUCUCGGUCCCGAGCUCUGUCGCCGCGACGGUGGAUCACUUUCACCAUCGUUCCAGAAGAGGUUACAUCAACCCUUACUUUUCCAAACGAGCCAUCGUGGCACUUGAACCUGACAUUCAUGAGCGCAUUAGUGCACUUUCUGGACGUCUGCGACAGUCCAUGCUUGAGGGAGGCCACAUCUCCCUAGACCGCUCCAUCUCGGCCAUGACCGCAGACAUCAUCCUCAAGCGAUUCUACGGUCAACACUACGACUAUGUUAAUGAGCCCAAUUUUGAGUUUCCUAUCCGCGAUGGGUUUGCGGGUGUAUCGGUGAUUUUUCACAUCGCGCGGUUCGUGCCCACUGCCAUCCAAUUCCUCAGAAAGCUUCCCAUUCCUGUCAUUCGCUGUAUCCUGCCCAAGGUUGCAAACUUUCUUCUUCUUGAGCUGGACAUCUCGGAAAAGAUGCAUGCUAUUCUAAACUCGGAGAAGAAGCAAGAAGAAAACUCCAAGUCGGUCAUCUUGGAGUCGCUUAGUGAUGAGCGGAUACCGGCUCAGGAGAGAACCGUGAAGCGCCUUCUCGACGAAGGCUUGGUUCUCACUAUUGCUGGGACCGAGACAUCUGCGAGAGCCCUUUCAGUUGGCAUCUUUUACAUGCUAAGCAACAAGAACAUCGUCUCCAGAUUGCGAGAGGAAAUCAUGAAUGCGGUCCCAAGCGACCAGUCACCGGAUACGUGGACUCUGCAACAGCUAGAACCCCUACCAUUUUUGACUGGGUGCGUCAAAGAGUCUCUUCGUCUUUCAUUUGGACCCGUCAGUCGUCUUCCCCGUGUCUCAAAGGAGGAGGCGCUCCAAUACAAGGAAUACAAUAUUCCGGCUGGGUAUCCCGUGAGUCAGUCAACCUGGCUUGUUCACACAGACCCAUCCGUCUAUCCCAAUCCUCUCGAGUUUGAUCCCGAGAGAUGGAUCAGAGCGGCUCAGGACGGUACUCAGCUGGAAAAUUUCUUGGUCAAUUUUACAAAGGGCAGAAGACAAUGCCUAGGCAUCAAUAUGGCAUUUUGUGAGCUGUACCUCACAAUCGCUAGAUUGAUGUGUGGCUUUGAAAUGGAAUUGUGGGAUACUUCAUUGGAAGAUGUUCAAAUUCACCACGCACGCAUCAUCGGUACCCCCAAAUUUGACAAGACCCGCGGUGCAGGUCAAGGCGAAAUCGAGGUCAAGGUCCUGGCUGAGAGAUUUGAGUAA
This is a messenger RNA of Akanthomyces muscarius, 1593 nucleotides long. RefSeq lists its product as uncharacterized. Gene Ontology annotation, molecular function: monooxygenase activity; heme binding; oxidoreductase activity, acting on paired donors, with incorporation or reduction of molecular oxygen. The coding region runs from base 1 to 1593 and encodes 530 amino acids. Lineage: Eukaryota; Fungi; Ascomycota; Sordariomycetes; Hypocreales; Cordycipitaceae. The transcript has 5 exons. The record is from RefSeq and is a predicted model, not a curated record.